Heterostelium album PN500 is the source of this 753-nucleotide messenger RNA. Its product is annotated as SDR family NAD(P)-dependent oxidoreductase. The record is from RefSeq and is a predicted model, not a curated record. The transcript is spliced from 2 exons. Lineage: Eukaryota; Evosea; Eumycetozoa; Acytosteliales; Acytosteliaceae. Bases 1 to 753 code for a protein of 250 amino acids.
AUGGAAGGUAAAGUUGUAGUUGUAACCGGUGGUGCUUCAGGAAUUGGAAGAGCAAUAUGUUUAGAGUUGGCCAAGAAGAAUGCCAAGGUAGUUGUUGCCGAUGUCAAUUCUUCGAUGGACACCAUCAUGUUGAUGAAGCAAGCCAACGAUUCUGUCCAAGUUGUCGAAGCCAUAUGUGACAUCUCGAAUGCCGAGCAAGUAAACGCUAUGGUUCAAACUGCCAUCGACCAAUUCGGUAGAAUCGACUGUGCCGUCAACAACGCUGGUAUUCUCGGUAUGAUGGCUCGUAUCGGUGAAUAUGAAGAAUCAAUGUUUAACAAGAUGAUUGAUAUCAAUAUUAAAGGCACAUGGAAUUGUAUUAGAGCUCAAGUUAGAGCUAUGGAGAAACAAGGUGCUGGAAAAUAUAGUAUUGUCAACGUUAGUUCGAUUGCUGGUGUAUUGGCUUUCCCAUACAACUCUGCCUACAGUUGUGUCAAGCACGCUUUGCUCGGUUUAACCAAGAGUACCGCUGCUGAGUACGGUUCAAGUGGUAUCAGAUGUAAUGCCGUAUUGCCAGGUGCCUCAGAUACCCCAAUGUUGAGAUCAUACGUUCCAACUGAAGAAGCCGUUGCCGGUCUCAAAGCCAUCACCCCACUCCACCGUUUCUCUGACCCAGAAGAAAUUGCCAAGCCAAUCUUAUUCCUUUUGUCCGAGGAAUCAUCCUAUGUCACUGGUCAAAAUUUGAUUGUCGAUGGUGGUUUAUCUGUUGUCUAA